AUGCGCCGUUCUCAGGGGUGCUUCUUCCGUGUCGCUGUGCUCGGUGCUGCCGGUGGCAUCGGCCAGCCCUUGUCGCUCCUCCUCAAAAAUAACAAGUACGUGAAGGAGCUGAAGCUGUACGAUGUCAAGGGUGGACCAGGCGUGGCUGCGGACCUCUCCCACAUCUGCGCUCCAGCGAAGGUGACUGGGUACACGAAGGAUGAGCUCUCAAGAGCUGUCGAGAACGCUGACGUUGUGGUGAUCCCCGCUGGCAUCCCCCGCAAACCGGGGAUGACGCGCGACGACCUCUUUAACACCAACGCCAGCAUUGUCCGAGAUCUCGCCAUCGCCGUUGGCACGCACGCACCGAAGGCAAUUGUUGGCAUUAUCACGAACCCCGUCAACAGCACUGUGCCAGUGGCUGCUGAGGCGCUGAAGAAGGUCGGCGUGUACGAUCCUGCGCGCCUCUUUGGUGUCACCACACUCGACGUUGUCCGUGCCCGCACCUUCGUCGCGGAGGCGCUCGGUGCCAGCCCGUACGACGUUGACGUCCCUGUUAUUGGCGGCCACAGCGGUGAGACGAUUGUGCCGUUGCUCUCGGGCUUCCCGUCGCUGUCGGAGGAGCAGGUGCGGCAGCUGACGCACCGCAUCCAGUUUGGUGGUGAUGAGGUGGUGAAGGCCAAGGAUGGUGCGGGCUCGGCGACGCUGUCCAUGGCGUUCGCAGGCAACGAGUGGACGACGGCGGUGCUGCGCGCCCUCAGUGGCGAGAAGGGUGUCGUGGUGUGCACGUACGUGCAGAGCACCGUGGAGCCGUCGUGCGCCUUCUUCAGCUCUCCGGUGUUGCUGGGCAACAGUGGUGUGGAAAAGAUCUACCCUGUGCCGAUGCUGAACGCAUACGAAGAGAAGCUGAUGGCCAAGUGCUUGGAGGGUCUGCAGAGCAACAUCACGAAGGGCAUCGCGUUCAGCAACAAGUAA
Leishmania major strain Friedlin is the source of this 954-nucleotide messenger RNA. RefSeq names its product malate dehydrogenase. Gene Ontology annotation, biological process: tricarboxylic acid cycle; malate metabolic process. The transcript has a single exon. Gene Ontology annotation, cellular component: cytoplasm. Bases 1 to 954 code for a protein of 317 amino acids. The record is from RefSeq and is a predicted model, not a curated record. NCBI's taxonomy places the organism in Eukaryota, Euglenozoa, Kinetoplastea, Trypanosomatida, Trypanosomatidae. Gene Ontology annotation, molecular function: L-malate dehydrogenase (NAD+) activity.